This is a messenger RNA of Pararge aegeria (speckled wood butterfly), 1194 nucleotides long. Its product is annotated as odorant receptor 2a-like. Gene Ontology annotation, molecular function: odorant binding; olfactory receptor activity. The transcript has 5 exons. Gene Ontology annotation, cellular component: plasma membrane. Lineage: Eukaryota; Metazoa; Arthropoda; Insecta; Lepidoptera; Nymphalidae. Bases 1 to 1194 code for a protein of 397 amino acids. Gene Ontology annotation, biological process: detection of chemical stimulus involved in sensory perception of smell; sensory perception of smell. The record is from RefSeq and is a predicted model, not a curated record.
AUGGCCCCACAAUGGCCGUUAAAAUUUGAAGAGGUUACAAAAAGCUCGAGAGUAUUCAGUCGCUUUAACGGUUCAUGUCCAAUGAUAGAAACGUGUAACAAAAUUUGGUGGAUCAAAAAUAUUUUUUGGCCCAUUUAUUCCCUGUUUUGCUUUUAUAUAUCGGUUUACACGGUAAUUUAUCAAGAUUUCAAAAAUAAAAACUACGCUGAUGCCAUCAGGAAUGGCACUAUGUCAAUAGUCGGCUUUACUGUAGCCUUUAAACAUUCUCUUUUGCUAUUCCAUCGUAAAUCUAUUCGAGAAAUUAUUAAAAUUAUCGAAAGGGAUUAUGAGGCAGCCAUAGGUUUUACUGCUGAGGAAAAGGACACAGUUUUGAAGCAUGCUCAACUUGGCACCAGUAUUUGCAAAUUCUGGGUGAUCGUUGCCUUCAUUACUAGUAUGAUGUUUCCAGUGAAAUCAAUUGUUUUGAUGGGUUACUAUCUUGUUAAAGGAGAGUUCAAACUAGUCCCCUUAAUGGACUUGAGUUAUCCAUUCAUAAACGAUUAUAAAAAUAUUCCCGUAAUUUUUGGUAUUCUUUUCUUCUCUUGCUUCUGUUUUGCGGUAUAUGCUGCUACGGCGUACAUAGCGUUUGAUCCUCUUGUACCCGUUAUCGUAGCCCACACUUGCGGCCAAUUAGAAUUGAUUAGCAAUAGAUUAUUAAAAGUCUUUGUUAAUGGUAAAAAUAUGGAAGAAAUAAAUGAAAACUUAAAGGAUAUCAAUAUUAAAUUAGUGGAAAUUUACAGAAUUAUAGAUACCGUGCAAAAGAAUUUCGUGGUCCUGUAUGAGUUUAUGAUGAAAACAACAACUUUCCUCAUAUCGUUCAGUGCCUUUCAAAUUGUUGAGGGUGCGAAGCAUAAUGGAAUAUCAGUGGAGUUUGUCUCGUUCUUCUUCGGCGCUAUUUUACACUUUUACAGCCCUUGCUACUUCAGUAAUCUUUUAAUGGAUAAGAGUGAACAAUUACGUCAAGCGAUAUACUCCUGUGGCUGGGAGUUGCAGCCUAACAUAAGAACCAGAAAGUGCAUCUUACUGAUGCUAACCAGGACAACGAAAUCGGUCGUCAUCAGGACAGUUUUUAUGCCUAUAUGCUUGGAUACAUUCGCUGAGAUGGCACGUCAAGCGUAUGGAAUCUAUAACAUCAUGAAUGCCGCCUGGGGUUAG